AUUUGAAGUGUAGUUGGCAUUUGUCAUUUGGUCGCUUGCUGGUGGUCCGUCCGCGAACACAUUUUGUAAAUCAGUAUCAACAAAAACAUGCGGUAAUAUCUUUUCGAAAGGAAUUUACUUGACUGUUGACCACUUUACGGAAAAUCGAAUUGUUCACAUUGUUUUAAUUCUAAAGUGCUAUAAGACUACACAAUGGAGAGUUACAUAAUGGAAUUAUUUAAAGGGGGUGAGCUAAAAGAUAAUUUGAUGCUCGGCGUCGGUAACCCUCUUCUGGACAUCUCGGUGUCUGUUGACAAUGAUUUUCUGAAGAAAUAUGAUCUUAAUCCCAAUGAUGCUGUGAUGGCCGAGAAGAAACACUGGCCUCUGUACAAAGAACUCGUUGAAAAGUUCACCCCAACGUACAUAGCCGGAGGCAGUGUCCAGAACUCGGUUAGAGUCGCUCAAUGGAUUCUGAAGAGGCCCAAAGUGUGCACGUACUUCGGCUGCGUUGGAGACGAUGAAUACGCACAGAUAUUAAGGAGUAAAGCUGAAGAAGAUGGAGUGAACGUUAUGUACCAGGUUACUGAUAAGAAGCCGACGGGUACUUGUGCGGUGCUCCUAACGGACCAGGGCAACCACCGGUCGCUAUGCGCGAACCUCGCCGCCGCCCAGGAGUUCACGCCUGACCAUGUUCAGAAACCGGAGACCUUGGCCGUCAUUGAGCAGGCCAAACUCAUUUAUGUGUCGGGCUUCUUCCUGGCCGUGUCUCCCGAGACGGUGAUGAUCUUAGCGAAGAAGGCGCACGAGGACGGCAAGGUGUUCGCCUUCAACAUCAGCGCGCCCUUCGUGCUCGAGUUCUACAAGAAGCCGCUCGAAGACAUACUGCCCUACGUCGACAUAUUGUUCGGCAACGACGUGGAAAUGGAAGGCUUCACAAAAUUCUUCGGAAUGGCAACUGGUAAAGUAGAACUCGCGCUCGAAUUAGCCGCUCUUAACAAAUUGAACCCCAGCAGAGGCCGAGUAGUGGUCAUGACUAGAGGUCCAAAUAACGUGAUCCUAGCACGCGACGGUACGACGGAAGAGAUCCCAGUCACGCCGUUGGCACAGAGCCAAAUUGUAGAUACAAACGGAGCUGGGGAUGCCUUCACCGGAGGAUUUUUAAGUCAAGUAGUUAGAGGUAAAUCGUUCAAGGAUUGUGUUAACUGUGGCAUAUACGCGGCUGGAUAUAUUAUACAGCAAUCAGGGUGCUCGUUUCAAGGCCCAAGUGGAUAUUGCGAUUGCUAAUUAGCUUAAAGCACGGUUUAGGGACACAUGACAGAUGCGACUUGAUUUUUGCAGAAUCUAGGUCACUUUUUAAAUUGGGUCUUUAUGAGUAUGACUCAUUUGAUAUUUCACAGAAAUAAGUACAUCAGCCUCAAGAGAUGGUCAUCGAAAAUACUAGAUAUUUUGGAACCCACAUAAAUGUUGAAAAAAUUAAAUACAUAAAUAUAGAAUCCAUGUGUCCAAUAAACCGUGAAGCCUUAUUCUUCCAUUAGUUUGACACGGCAAUAAUGUACAUAGUGCAGGUAAAUAAUAGUGACGCACAAUAUUGUAUUUAAAUAAAUCUUUAGGGCUAUUGUUAUUUUCUACGCUCACAUGCUAAAAGUUCUCGAAUAUUUAGGGUGUAUGUGGAUUGCAACUUCAAUACAGAACAUCGCUCAAUGGUCUAGCUGUACUUUUUAACCAACUUCUAAAAAAGGAGUAGGUUCUGGAUUCUGUUUUGGCUAUUGAGUCUUUUAUGGUGGUAUUACAUUAUCGAUCCAAUGUAUAUUUGAUCGAAAUAAGUUUAAUGAUGAAGAACAUCUCUAUUUCUUAAUUUACGUAACACUAAACAAUGUUCAACGAAUAAACGAACGUUAUUGAACAAGUGUUGUCCUUAAUGAACUUUGAUAUAGGUACUCAGCAGUAAAAUUGCAUAUUGGGUAUCUGUAAUACCACCACUUCUUAACUACCUCGUUAAUGGUUGCACAUCCAGAUAUACACCUUCGAAAGUUAGCUGCAAAAGUUUUCAUAAUAGUUUUGUAAUAAAUAUCAAGGUUUAAAUUAAUUUUAAAGCAGUGUAUCGAAUAAUAGUGUGAACUUUGUUGCUGGCUGUACAUAAAAAAAAAAACAAUAAUAGACUACAAAUAAAGUUUAGUUUUUAAUAGCUGAAUGUGAUUUACUUUGAAUCUAGUUUCAGUAAAAUGAUAAGUUUACCAUACUCCAAUCCAGUGGAACUGUGAUAGGGUGUGACCAAAUAAGCUUUGUGUUAAUUAAUUUACAUUUUUAACAUGUGUUUAACUUAUUCUGACUGUGAAAUCUAUAAACAUUCUAUACUAAUUUGUGAAAGUCCUGUAUUUGUCAGUUGUAAUAAAAGUACAGAUGCCAGCAGGUCAACCUACCCGAAUCUGUCAAAUUUUAAAAUAUCAAUCGAAAAUUCACUUUCCACUAUUGUGAUAAGGUUGAAAAUCUAUUGACGAAAUUUGACAGAUUGAGCGAGGUUCACAAGGUAAAGGUCUGUACACAAUGGUACAUACAACUAAUCAGCAUAUCAAUAACACUUUCGAAUAUAAAACGGGCUUAUUAGUUAAUAGCUAUAUUCUCAAGCAAAAUGUAAUAGUAUUAUAAAUAGAUCUGAUUUCAACAAACUAACCGUGUAAUAGAAUAAAUUUGCAAUUAUAAAAUUAGGUAAAAAUAGUGUGCCUUCACUGUGCUAGAAAUAUCCACUAUAGUUGUAUUAACACACUUAUUGAGCAAGGCUCUAUGAUUUUGAGGAAAAUUGUGUCUAUGCAGGACUAUUUUUUAACUGGUAAAACUUAUAUUGAUUUACAUUUAGGAGUGAGGUAUAAAGUCGAAUAGCACCAUUCCUUUUCACGAUAGUAUCUGGAUCAUCGCAGCAAUACGAACUUUAUAGAAAUAUACACUUGUUUGUGCGAAAAAGUAUGUUUUACAGACCUGGUGAAAUUCAUAUAUUUUUUAAUUUCCAGCUUAUUCAAAUCAUAAAAUUCGCUAUAAAUUGUGUAACAAAAACAACUUACUUUCUAUGAAAAGUCUUUAAUCAUGCCCUCUGGGCAACUUACUAUACUAUACUUAAUCUAUGAAGAUGUCAACGAUCAGGAACUAUGUAUUUUAAGGCAUUAGUCAACUUCUACAAAUAAAGGAUCUUACAAAAAAAAAUGCCAUCAGCAGUCUUAAAAUAACAAUUUAAAUUUUAUAAAAAGUUUUAAUCUAGGCCUCUGGGCACUUUAAAUUUUGAUCAAGAUUCAAAUCAAGGAUAAUUAUUAACUAUGAAGAUGUCAAUGAUCAGGAACUACAUUUUUUAUGGCUUUAGUCAACUUAUACAAAUAAAUGAUCUUACAAAAAAAAGUCUACAGCAGUCUCAAAAUUAAAGCAAUCGAAAAUAUAAUACUUAUAUACUAAAUAGGGCUUCAUCAAGUUUGCUUUGACCCCACAUUCGCCUUCCAAACAUCUGGAAUUCAUGAUGUAGCGGAGACAUACAAAAUUUAAACUUACGUAUUAUAAAAUAAAUGGCACAUUAUUAAAGAGCUCGCUUUUUUGGGUUGAAAUAUACUUAAGUUACUGCAGACAAUCAUACUCCCUGAAGCUUUUGAACAGCUUAGGCAACCAGUACCAAGAUCAUGUUCAAAACUUAUACAUUAUCCUUACUUAUUUUUGUUUGUAUGAUUUAAGUCAAUGUAAUGUGUGAAAUGAAAACAUAGUCAUGUCAUAGAUUUUAGAUACUUAAACAAAACAAUAAUAAACUCUUAAAUACAAUUUACAAAGAAAUAAAGCAACAUUUUACUGUUUUAUACAAUAAUAAUCUAGAAAUACAUGUUCAACACGUACUUGUUACAUCAAAGUCAAUUUGGGGUUGAAUUUAAAAAGACUAUAGCAUAUCGCACAAUAUGUACGUCCCAGUCUGGGGCUUUAUCUUGCUCAUCGCCCAGUAGAGGCAUACACCUGUAUACCUCUAAAAUGAUGAAAUCCUUCAAGGUAUGCAGUACUUUUGAGAAGCUUCUUGUGAUCCGUGUAGAUAGUCUGUCAUUGAUACAGUUUUGAUGUUUGCAGAUGACACAUCCAGGUUUUAUUUUUGUUUUAAUACUUGGUGCCCUGUAAGUGUACAUAUAGCAGUUGUGAUGUACUUAUAUUUGUAUUAUUGUUGUCUAAUAAACAUGUUUUGUAUCAA
Molecule: messenger RNA, 4183 nt
Organism: Helicoverpa armigera (cotton bollworm)
Lineage: Eukaryota; Metazoa; Arthropoda; Insecta; Lepidoptera; Noctuidae
Gene: Adk2
Exons: 6
Coding region: 193-1263 (356 amino acids)
Biological process (GO): purine ribonucleoside salvage; purine nucleobase metabolic process
Cellular component (GO): nucleus; cytosol
Molecular function (GO): adenosine kinase activity
Source: RefSeq, a predicted model, not a curated record